AUGUCGUCGAACCAUAGGAAUGGAGGAAAUGUUGAGAUCGGAAAAAGUCAGUGGUUAAGUAGGAAGCCGGCCAGACCAGUUCAAUCAAUCAUAGGACCCCGACCUAGUGACCUUUUAGUCACGGGUGGCAGAGAGUGGAAUACGGAGCUCCUACAACAAUGUUUCAGCGAUGCAGACAUUCGACUGAUGCUUGGUAUCAGACCAGGAGGUGCAAGUAGUAAAAACGGGUAUAGCGGACUAUACAAAUUAGCCUGGGAAACAGAUACCAAUCCAAAGGUUCAUCACUUCCUAUGGCGCUGCCUUAGUAACAACCUGUCUGUUGCGAAAAGCUUGAAGAAACGGCGAGUCCUCAGAGAUGACUCGUGUUGCCGUUGUCGUAAUGAAGAGGAAGACGUGAACCACUUGCUUUUUCAAUGUACUUUCUCCAGGCUUGUUUGGGCAAUCUCAGGUAUUCCCGCACCACCAAAUGGAGUUAUGGACAACUAUGUAUACUCUAACCUCUAUCGCAUGCUUACCAUCCCUGAUCAAUUUCCUCAAGAUGCGGACAAAGGGAAGCUCGUUUUCCUUGGAUCCUAUGGAGAGUCUGGAAAAACAGGAAUGAGUUGGUCUUAA
Messenger RNA from Microthlaspi erraticum, 612 nucleotides. NCBI's taxonomy places the organism in Eukaryota, Viridiplantae, Streptophyta, Magnoliopsida, Brassicales, Brassicaceae. The record is from the annotation of a GenBank genome assembly.